UUUCCCAUUUUUCCUUUCGCUCCAAAAUCAUCGAUGACAACGAUAAUGUCGACGGAGCAGGAACCCCCGAUCCUCCCCGUCGCAUGCGGGAUCCCCGUCGACUACGAAAUUACCAAAUCGCCCCUCGCCCCCCUCACCGGGCCGGAUCUGACGGUCCACGACGCGUCCGGGAACGUGGUCUACAAGAUCAACGGCGGAUGCUGCGCCGCCUCACCCUCCUCCUCCUGCGGACGCGGCCGCACCAAAUCUCUCUGCGACGCCGCGGGGUCUCCCUUGGUCUCCUUCCUCCUCCGCAACGUAAGAGCCCCGGUGAGUGGCGAGCAUUUAAAGGUGACAGUUUGGAACUGAAAGAUACAAUCUUUACAGUACGAAAUGCAUCAGCUUCUGCAUCCAAAGUAGAGUUAGAUGUGUAUUUGCGAGACGAAAAUAUCGAAGAUCCAAAACCGAGCUUUCGGCUAAAGGGCAACCCCUUUAGGAGAUCAUGCACCAUAGUCAGAGAGAAUACAAUCGUUGCUCAGGCCUGCCUCUUGUACAAGCUGCGGAAGUUCGUUUAUUGGAGGCAUAAAUUUAGAUUGACGGUUUACCCCGGCAACGAUCACAUUCUUGUCAUAGCUAUGCUCGUAACCUUUUUCGGAGGUAGCAGACGAGCAGAAAUAGGGAAUUGCAUUUGUUGUAUAUUCGGUACUUAAACUUCUCGCCAUGUAUCUAUCAUUCUUUCUUCGAUGAUUGGCAAUGUAUUGAACCUUGCACGAAUCCGUUUCUCACCGAUCAUUGAUUUGGCAUCAUGGCCUUAGACGCCUCAUCAUUUUUGCUGUUGUGGUUCACACGUAUAUUUAAAGCUUGACUUAGGAUUUGUAUCUCAUUCCGAUUACAGGAGAAGAAAAUAAAUUAUGUCUACGACUACUGUUACUGUUC
This is a messenger RNA of Ananas comosus (pineapple), 915 nucleotides long. RefSeq names its product protein LURP-one-related 7. The record is from RefSeq and is a predicted model, not a curated record. NCBI's taxonomy places the organism in Eukaryota, Viridiplantae, Streptophyta, Magnoliopsida, Poales, Bromeliaceae. Bases 84 to 689 code for a protein of 201 amino acids. The transcript is spliced from 3 exons.